ACACGUAAAGAUUUUUUGGAAGGCAGGAGAGGAUGGAACUACACCGGUUGUAUAAUUUUUAGUUAAUUUACGAGUUUUUUGUAGAAAAUAAGGAUAUAUAAUGGCAGAUGAGGAAGACCCAAACGACGUGGCUCGAGCUCGCCAUCGUCAGAAACGAGGAUUGCUGAAGCUUUACUAUGGUGUUGGUGAGGAAGGUGGAGAGGUAGCCUCAAAUCCAUAUGAUAUAAAUGGUGCUCAUUUUAAACCUCAUGACUACAUGCAGAAGUUACUGAAAGAGAAAAGUCUCACUGAGCUAAUGGAAAAAGAAAAUGAUGUUACAAAACAAAUCAAAUCACUGGAUAGUGACAUGCAGACCUUAGUUUAUGAAAAUUAUAACAAGUUUAUCAGUGCAACAGACACAAUCAGAAAGAUGAAGAAUGACUUCAAGAAAAUGGAGGAAGAGAUGGACAACCUCUCCGGGAAAAUGUCCGCCAUCACGGCAUUCAAUGACAAAAUCAGUGUCACUUUACAAGACAAACGUUUGCAAAUAACUAAACUAUCUGGAGUCCACACGUUGCUACGUAAGCUUCAAUUCUUAUUUGAACUACCUUCAAGAUUAAAGAAAUGCAUUGAAAUGAAGCAGUAUUCACUUGCCGUCAGGUAUUACAGUAGAGCCCGUGAUGUUCUGCUCAAGUAUCAAGAUAUGUCGUCAUUUCGUGAUAUUCAAAAAGACUGCGAGGAGAUAGUCAACGAUCUUAUUGGAUGCUUAAAGGAUCACUUUCGCAAUCCUAAGUCGAGUCCAAAGCAGCUUACAGAGUGCGUCGAUCUUCUUCUUCAACUGAAAGAACCCGCGAAUGAAUUAUGUGACGAGUAUCUUGCUCAUGCCAAAGAAAGGCUGGACGAAAAUCUGCUUGAUUUGACGUACCAGGUUACUCUACAGGAAAAUGCAAACGAAGUCGAUAAAGGCCAAACAAAGGGUGAUGCGAAGCAACUAGAAAUCAUGGAUAUUUUAGAGUUCACGGAUCACGGAUGUAAUAACUUUUUAAGCAAUAUUUCUCUGGUUAUUGCUUCAUAUUGUGAUUUGUUUUAUAAUCGCAAUAUCGGCAGCAAAGACGAACACCAAGUUUUAGAUGCGAUUGCGCAAGAAAUGAUCGCGAAAUUUGUUUCAUCGUUGAUGGGCGAAUUCUUUAAAGUGAUCGAGCAGCGGUUUGAUUUAGAGAUCAAUUACGCGGACGAUGAAAUGUUGGUUCGAUCGCUUGACAGACUUCAUCGCCGUUUGCAAGCCGUAGAAAAACUAAUGCCGCAACUGGGAGUAUUGAGAUCCGGUGGAAACAUAAUCAAACGAGUUGCGCACAAGAGAGUUGAAUUUUACUCGCUGACUUUACAACGACAGUUCUCCGCUUCUUUGACUGACAUGAGGCAAGUGCUUGCUGCUCCAAAAGUACUGAAUAAUGAUCAAAAUCGCUCCUUGUCUGAUCUUUGCUCAAAUAUCCAUUCUGCUGUUGUUGGUCAUGUGAAGACAGCUUUGACAAAUUUAAAGUCAUUUAUCAGUGAAGACAUCACGUUUGCUGUUCGACCUUACUUUCGUGGUCCAUUUUGUUCGGACGAUAUAAGAGAAAGCAUGGUUGUGAAUUACAUUUCUUAUGUCAUCAAUACAUCAAAGGCAUUUUUUGACAAUACUAGUGAGAAGACGAUGCACGCUCCGCCAUCUCUCAUCUUACUGUUGUCGAGAUUGUGUUUAGACAUGCAGGAUUCCAUCGUUGAUUACCUUCUAUCGUUGACAGAUCAACAGUUUCCCGUGGAUGAAAAAAUGAGCAAGGGUUGUGUUGUAACAUCUGUUGCUCAACUUACCGACGAGGCCAAAACUGCCUCCCAGUUGCUCAUCAAUCACUUUGUGCGAAUUCAAGGCCUUACAGUUUCCCAGAUGAUACGAAAAAGCGUCGAAACUAGAGAUUGGUUGGGAACGAUUGAACCACGGACCGUACGUUCAGUUAUGAAACGUGUCGUUGAAGACAUUACAGCGAUCGACGCGGAUGUCGGUUCUUUGUUUGAAGAAGGAUCAAGGAAAGCUCACAGCUCAGACUCGAGUAAAUGGACAUAUAAUCAAUACAAAAAUAAUCAACGAAGUCAAUGGAGUUAUACACCUAGUACUGGAUUUGAUCAGAGUCUGCUCAGCAAUAUUCAAAAGCUGUUUUCGGAAAAGAUCGAGAUUUUCAGUCCCGUUGAAUUUUCCAAGGUGUCAAUUCUUACUGGAAUCAUAAAAAUUACGCUAAAGACGCUGCUGGAAUGCGUAAGAUUGCGCAUUUUCAGUAAAUUUGGAUUACAACAAGUUCAAGUUGAUGCGCAUUACCUUCAAAUGUAUCUUUGGAGAUUUGUCUCAGAUGAAAAGUUAGUAUAUGUAAUGUUGGAUGAAGUUGUCAACAGCACAGUUCACAGAUGUGUUGAACCAGAAAUGAUGGAAAGCAGUGUGGUUGAAGUGAUAUGUGAAAGAGGAUGAUGAUCUAAUUAUCACAAUUGAAUGAAAAAGUAAUAAGAGAUCUUGAAGGUUGACCUAGAUGAGCAUGUUUAUUGAAAAUAUUACACCAGAUUUUGAAAAAACAAGCUUCUUGUACAUGUUAUCAAAUCGAACCAGUUACAUUGUAUAUAUAUGAUUUCCUAAGUAGUGCACUGUCAUUAACUCAAAGAAAUUCUAUUUUUCUUUCACUGGUGAUGGUAGGUUCUUUGAUGAUUGUUCUUUUGACAUUGUUAUAUUGCCUUAUUUUUCUCAAGGAACUUUAUAUCCAUUGUCAAUUCAUUCAUCAAUCCCAAAUGUAUGUAAGGUUGUUAAAACAAGCCUGAUUAAGUUAAAUAUUAUUUACCCAUGCUGAAA
This is a messenger RNA of Xenia sp. Carnegie-2017, 2848 nucleotides long. RefSeq names its product vacuolar protein sorting-associated protein 51 homolog. Bases 101 to 2476 code for a protein of 791 amino acids. The record is from RefSeq and is a predicted model, not a curated record. The transcript has 25 exons. Gene Ontology annotation, cellular component: GARP complex; EARP complex; membrane. NCBI's taxonomy places the organism in Eukaryota, Metazoa, Cnidaria, Anthozoa, Malacalcyonacea, Xeniidae. Gene Ontology annotation, biological process: lysosomal transport; Golgi vesicle transport; endocytic recycling.